Molecule: messenger RNA, 1193 nt
Organism: Ciona intestinalis (vase tunicate)
Lineage: Eukaryota; Metazoa; Chordata; Ascidiacea; Phlebobranchia; Cionidae
Source: RefSeq, a predicted model, not a curated record
UAUUGGUGGUCAUGUUGUGGGGGUUGAUGGGCAUGAGAUGGAUGAUGACAGUGAUAUAGUUGUGGAUGACGGGGCUAGUGAUGAAUGCAGAGUGGUAGAUGACAAAGAGGUAAAUGACGAAGAGGUAGAUGACCAAGAGGUAAAUGACGAAGAGGUAUAUGACGAAGAGAUGGACAACCACGAAGUAUAUGACGAAGAGGUAAAUGACGAAGAGGUAUAUGACGAAAAGGUAGACGACCAAGAGGUUUAUGACGAAGAGGUAGAUGACGAAGAGGUGGAUGAUCUUGGAGAGGUAAAUGACAGCGACAGUGACAUAGUGGUGGAUGGGGAAACCAGUAAAUGACGAAAAAUGUGAAAAACUUGUGGAGAUUAACCAGGUGUGUGACACACUUAGAGUGGUGGAUGGCCAAUUACGUUAUGAAAGUGAAACCAGUGAGGAACUUACAAUAGAAGAAAAAGGGGAUGCCGAUCUCAGAGCAGUGAAUGAAAAAGCAAAUAAAAAUGAGGUGAAUGAAAGUUCUGAUGAAUGGAGUAAACAAGAAGACGAGAAUUUGAUGGAAGGAGUUGAAAAAUAUGGACUUGGAUCAUGGAAUGAUAUACAAGAUGCUUUCCCAUUGCUUGCCCAUAAGGAACCUGAUGCCUGCUAUAACAGAUGGCAGGAGCUAUGUAAGGUUUCAAACCAUGAACUUUCACUGCAACAAGUUUCCACCAAUGAUCAUGGCUCGCCUGUGUAUCGAUUAACUCGUAAAAGACACAUUCGAAAAAUAUUUAGUGAGUGAAUGUACUCUUGCCAUUUUUUUUCCGCUAUUGUUUACAAAAAGUAGUGUAAAAUUUAGUAUUUAGUAUAGUUUUAAGUUUUGUUUCAUUUAAAAACCACUAACUGUGAAGUGUUGCAAAUGGUAAUAACGUUGGCUGUCAAAAAGCUCCAUCUAAAUUAAAAGCAGCUUAUUCAAAUCCAGUGAUAGCUACAACCUCAACUCCUAAACAAUAGUACUAAAACCCCUAUAAUCUCAAACUAUAAGACAAAAUGGGGGAUAAAUAUUAUUUCAAUAUAUUUCAAUACCUAACCCACAACUUUUUUAUGUUUGCUAGCUUUAAAUUUCCCACUGCCAAUUGUUUGCUGCCCAAAAUUAUGUUUUUUGUUCAUAAUCAAGUUCUCUCAGGUUUUUAUUUCUUUACUUUCUAUUCCAAAG